This is a messenger RNA of Cetraspora pellucida, 411 nucleotides long. The record is from the annotation of a GenBank genome assembly. Lineage: Eukaryota; Fungi; Glomeromycota; Glomeromycetes; Diversisporales; Gigasporaceae.
AUGGCUUUUAAUGAUAUUUCGAUUCCAAUUCCCAAUGAUGUGACAGUUAUAUCUCUUGUUGCAUGGAUCUUUUAUGAACUUGGCAACAUGAACACAGCGGCUCGUAUAUUCCGUACAGUUGAUGAUAUUGUAAUUCAAUUUGGAUUUUAUUCAAGCAUCAUUCUUUCAUGUUUUUUUUCUGAUACAUCUUGUGAAGAUGUUAAAAUUUUUCAUUAUACAGCUAUGUAUCAAAUGAAAUUUGGUAUUUUUAAUUAUGUUAAUCUUGCAAAUACUUCAUCCGAGCGUCAACGUUUAAUUCGAAGUAACAACAGGGCUGGAAACGUUGAGUUUAACUUUUGUUCAAAAAACAGCAUGUUUUGUUGUAAGGCAUUAAAAAUGAAGAAUGUUUCUACUGAUGCGGGUGAUGUUUGA